Molecule: messenger RNA, 2550 nt
Organism: Pleurotus ostreatus (oyster mushroom)
Lineage: Eukaryota; Fungi; Basidiomycota; Agaricomycetes; Agaricales; Pleurotaceae
Gene: HOP1
Product: DNA binding protein
Exons: 18
Coding region: 1-2550 (849 amino acids)
Biological process (GO): synaptonemal complex assembly; meiotic recombination checkpoint signaling
Cellular component (GO): nucleus
Source: RefSeq, a predicted model, not a curated record
AUGCAGGCUCAGUGCACCAACACCACCACACAGGCUAUCACAUCCGUCCAGAGCCUAGCUGCUGUCCAAACGCUCCUUCGCGCUGGAUUGGGAUGCAUUGCCUACGUUCGCAAUUUGUUGCCAGCGGACAAUUUCAGCCCGAGUCACUUCACGUCCGAGGAUGACUCCGUAUCUACCGAGCUAUCAGAGUGCUCCACUCCGGGAAGUGGAAGAAGUUCAAGCAUCCGGCAAAACAUCAACGGAUUCAAAAUUAUGACUAUGAGCCGGGGAUAUACUGAUGAAGCAGAUAAGAUACUCAACUACCUGGAAUAUGGCAUAUUCGAUGCCGUCGAGAAGCAGUACCUCCGCAGCUUCAUCUUCGGAAUUUACCUCGAUAGCAACGAUCCCAAUAACAUCGUGGAAGCCUACACGUUCAAUUUUCAGUACCACAAGAUACCUGGAACGAACAUAGCCAUCCCUGUGAUGACCCUCGACGAGGGCGUCAAGAACAUGUCACUGAAUGGUCGCGACCCGGUAGUGGACGCAGUGAAAGGAGGCAAGCCACCCACUUUGCGUGACGUAAAGCGCAGUGUCAAAAGACUUUUGAAAGCGCUGAUUCAUUCCACAAACAAUAUGGAGGCGCUCCCUAAACGACGCUUCGCAACGUUCAAAGUAUUCUAUACUGAGUCUACCCCUCCUGAAUACGAACCGCCCAAUUUCCGCCCUGGAGACCAGAAAAAGGAUAAAUGGUACUUCAUGACCCAUGACAUGGAUGAAAUGCCUGAGAAGUGGAGUUUAGGAUCCGUGGAAACGGGACAUCAUAGUGUGGAUGUCAACGUAAGAUCUGUCGUCGGCUACUUACCAUCCUCCACGGAGAACGAUGAUUCUACGUUCACUGGAACCAUCUCGGUCGAUAAGAACGCUCACAAGCUCACACCUGUACAAGAAGCUAAUGUUCGGGUCGUCGAAGCAGAAAAUCAAUUGAAAGAUGCAGAACAACGAAACAUCGCCUGGGCCGUGGAUGGCGUGGUGGUAGGAGAUGAGGAUGCGGAAGGGGAUGAAGAUCCUGAAUACGAGCUCGGCCCUGAAGGCCAAUACGUUCGAACCGUACCGAAAGGGCCUCUCGUUCCCAACGAGAAUGUCCCCGUUGGUAUGAGAAGUAUAGACGGUGAGAUAAUUCCGCUUGCGCGGCCCCAUCAUGCGGACGAAGGUUCGAUGGAUAUCGACGAGGCACACUUCGGCGGUAUUUCAGAGGAAGUACCGACUCAUGUCGCGCAAUUGAAGCACCCUGAAAACCAGCUUACACCCGGCCAAGCCGACCCUCUAGAACAGACCCAGCCUCUUCAGGAUCCUGCUCUUCUAUUCACACCAAGUGCGAAUCGUCAGACCUCGUCAACGUGUAUUCCGUCACUAUCCUCGUCACCAAUGUCAGACCAUCUGGAUUACGAGACCACGCCUACUCCGUCUGGAAGGAAACUCCCCACCUCUUCUAUUCGUGAAGACGCCGAUCUGGGUGAUGAAACCCAAGUCUUGGAUGAUGUUGCCUUUGGGAUUGAGAAAGACGGCGAUACUGAGAUGCUAGGCAAUAUAUUUCUCGAUAUGGAAACUCAAGUGCUUGACCCCAUCCAAUCAUAUGAGGACGACCCCAAAACUGAAAAUAUCGAUACUACGCCGAAGGGAAGCGCCACUAAACCUGAUAGGGACAAUGGUUUGCAUUGCGAGUGCCAGAUCGACAUCGAAAAUACCGAUCAAUGCUACUGCGAGGGUGGUUGUGGUAACUGGUACCAUUGCUGGUGCGUUUUUGUAAUAUUUGAUUUUCACUUGAUUGACUCUCCUCGAGGUGUAUGGGAACCCCAAGAUCAUAGUUAUCACUCGGCUCAAGAUCAGAGAAUGCCCAAGAAAUUCGUAUGCUUCGAUUGCCGCCUUCGUGGCGAUCCGAACUGGGAGCUAAUUCAAGUCGACCUAUAUCCACGGAUGAUAUCUAAUUUCCGAGAAUUAGCGAUAUUCAGACGAGCGAUUAAAUUCGCUGAAACGAUAAACCCGGAAACAGAAAGUGAUUUCAUCAAGGCAAUGCAAUGCGGCACUAUGGAAGGCCACCGACUAUUCAAGCGACUCAAAGAUGAAGAUAUCAUGACGCAGAAGAUUACUACCGUGGAUGAAUUGGGCCUCGUAGAGACAACCACCCGGAGUUUGCGAAGCGGUAAGGGCAAAGGGGGAGGCAAACAGAACAAGCGAAAGCCCAUUCAGAAGCCACGAUUCGCCUUCAAUUGCGCUUUCCUAACGACAAAAGAAUAUGCUAACUACUUCAGCCCGGAUUCUAAGGUUGAGCGGGAACUAUUGAAUAUUCCGCAAUUGGUACAGGACGGACGGGUUUUGGCGAGAGCUAGGCUCAACACUCCCUUUGGAACGAAUGAGACUCUGGACACUGGAUCCCAAACGCAAGAAGCACCUCCUCUGACAAUUAACACUGGCGCUGGCGACCUAAAACGAAGCCAUGCUGGACAGCAAAACGGACGACCUUCCAAGAAAGUCAAGAUCUCUCUAGCUACUGGCGUGGACCUCGCGGAAUAA